Messenger RNA from Megalobrama amblycephala (Wuchang bream), 9200 nucleotides. RefSeq names its product BAF chromatin remodeling complex subunit BCL11B a (gene bcl11ba). The record is from RefSeq and is a predicted model, not a curated record. NCBI's taxonomy places the organism in Eukaryota, Metazoa, Chordata, Actinopteri, Cypriniformes, Xenocyprididae. The transcript has 4 exons. Gene Ontology annotation, biological process: positive regulation of transcription by RNA polymerase II. Gene Ontology annotation, cellular component: nucleus. The coding region runs from base 2143 to 4581 and encodes 812 amino acids. Gene Ontology annotation, molecular function: RNA polymerase II cis-regulatory region sequence-specific DNA binding; DNA-binding transcription factor activity.
UGUCUCAAAGAAUUACCGUGAAAGUUGUGGUGUCAUUUAACAGAGUUCAGGGGCGGAGGACACAUCAGAGACAGCGGCAGGAUAUAUGGCAUUGUUGGCAAGGCUGUGCCACCCAGCGUCACAUCCCAUGAUGGAUAAUGAGCAGAUGGAUCGACGCAGACACGCUCUCAUUUGGGCACUACCUGCCACUGAACUGGCACAAGCCAGACCCUCUGUGCUCCUAUAGCGCCAUGACUCUUCCUUUGCACACCAAGUUAAUAAACUGUUGAAGUUUUCAAAUUUCAUCGAGAAAUGAUCCAAAAAAUCUGAGCCACAUGACCAGCUUUCAUAUUACUGAUGCACGCUGAGCGUAAAACAGAAGCAAAGGAACGCCGCUUGCAUUUCACCCAGUAAACUCAAAUCAUGCAAGUAUUUGCACAACACACCUCCCUAUUUUCAUUUCCUCCAGUAUUCAGUCUUGCGUUUACACACAUGCAACAGUUUUAGUCUAGUGUUCAUUUGUUCAAAUACUGUAGAUGUGAUCAAAUUUUUUUUAAUAUGUGGAUUUAAAUGAUAAAAACAUAUAUUACAUUGCCUACCAAAAAAGAUUAAGAAAUGUACAUUGAACACUUGUUCACAAUAUUUUUUCUUCCUUCUGAUUUUUUCCUUCUCCAAAUGUGGGUUUAAUUUAAUAAUGUCAUUUCUGUAGGACAUAAAACACAUAAAGAAGAAAUGUGAUCAACGCCUGUCUUGUCUCAUGUAAUUUAUUGCUUGUGAGGUAAACAGCACACUUAUGUCUCACUGAAGUGUAUUCUUUUGCAUCCGUUCAUGCUUUAAUCUAUCAAAUGAUUUGAGAUUUUCUGAUUUGAAUAUUUACUGUUAAUGCAUGACUAUCAAUAUCACAGUUUGUGUGCAUGCAUAAAAGAUGUACACAUUAACAUAAGCACGUGCAUUAUGUAUUUAAAUAAAAACAUUUUUUUUUAUUUUAUAAAGAUAUUUGCAGCCUUUUCCCCUUUAAAUUCAUCGCAAACGUUGUAGUCAUGCAAUAUUGCAUUGUUUUAUUUGCACUAAAGCGGAUACAGACAAGCAGUGCGCCGGUCUGUCAGGUGCUGUGUGUUUGUGCGCGUGUAUGUGUGUGUGUGUGCGUGCGUGUGUGUAUGUGUGUGUGUGUGUAAGACAGCGGCUCGCGAUGUCCACGCUCUCCACCACUGUUCUGGUGAUCCGAUAGUUGUGAAAAGCCACCACUAGUCGCCCCCAGUGCUCUUGCAGUCUCCAAUUUUCUUUCCCACUGUAGACUUAACGUCACGUCCGCACUUGAACUUGAAUUUUAUCCCAUUGUACGGAGGCAGCCCUCGCCACAGAGACACAGAGAGCUCCCGGAGAAGCAGGACUCCGCCAUCUUCAUAGAGGCAGAAAAGGGAGAAAAAAAAGCUUCAUUCAUUUGGAAAGGAGGUGGCAAGUCCAUGUCCCUGGUCUCCAGUGCGCAAAGCCGAAUAGGGGAGCAAGUGCAAAGAGUUGGAGAGAGUGCAAAGUAACCGGGCAUCGCAUGCUCUAAGAGCCCAGGAGAGAAGAAGAACUGUCCAGUGCUUGGCACACUCAAGUGCCAACUCAAUUGGAUUCGUUUUAUCCAAUCUAAUAAGUAAUGACCAUUUCUCUUUUUUAGAAUUAUUUGGACUCAGAGAAAGAGAGAGAGAGAGAGAAAAAAAUUCGAAUUGCCUUUGACAAAUCCACAAGGCGCAGACCGGACGAAGAGAGAGCCACCACAGGGUCCAACCUAUCCAAACGCACCGGGUAUCACAUUCUGAGACAUUUCCAGUGGUUUCUUCACAACUGUCACUCGUCAAGGAUAUUUUCGCCCUCGGACAGAUCGCGCGCGGCACACAGCUGAAGUGCAUGUGUGUGUCGCUGAGGUACUGAGCGUCUGCGCGUCUCUGGUCAUCUGGAGAGCCGGAGCGCAAAGACACUUUCGCUUCUCUCACAUUCACGGGACCCCUAUCUCUCUAUCCGCGGCUCGGAGCUGUGGCAGUUCUUUGGAAGUCCCAGGAAAAGUUUGUUACCGAGGAGGGGGAAACAAGCCCACGCCACGGACACGGAGGACAGAAGACGCGAGCCGACUAUUCCUUGUGCGGGUCUCUGGGCGAUGCCAGUGUAAAUGCCAGGGCAAUGUCCCGUCGCAAGCAGGGAAACCCUCAGCAUUUGUCGCAAAGAGAAAUUAUAACACCGGAAGCUGAGCAUGUGGAUGCGGGACUGGCCGUGGCUGAUCUCCACUCUCACUCGCUGCUGGAUCCCAGCAUGCCUGGGUCUCUGCCUCCGGGCUUGGGCGACCACGACCUCCUCACCUGUGGCCAGUGCCAACUAACCUUCCCACUGGGGGACAUUCUGCUCUUCAUCGAGCACAAGAAAAAGCAAUGCCAGGGUCUGACGACCGGCCACGGCUGCUACGACAAGAUGGCGGACCGCAAUAGCCCCUCGCCGCCCCACGCCGAGCUGAGAAAAGUGGUGGAACCGGUCGAAAUCGGAAUCCAGGUGACACCCGAAGAGGAGGACGAUAGACUGUUGACGCCCCCAAAAGGAAUUUGCCCCAAGCAAGAAAGUGGCCUGGCAGGUAGAGAUGAACCUUCGAGUUACAUAUGCACGACGUGCAAACAGCCCUUUACCAACGCCUGGUUCCUUCUGCAGCACGCUCAGAACACGCACGGGAUCCGCAUCUACUUGGAGACAAAUCCCUCGAAUACCUCCCUGACCCCACGGAUCACUAUUCCUCCCCCUAUUGGUGCUGAAUCCAUACCACAGUCUCCAUUAACCAACUUUUUGGGGGACAACAACCCCUUCCAUAUCCUACGGAUGACUGGGCCCCUACUCCGAGAGCCCCCACCAGGCUUUGUGGAAAACCGCCUCCCCAAUACACCUCCCUUUGUCAGCCCCCCUCCACGCCAUCACUUAGAUCCCCAUCGCCUGGAACGCCUUAGCGCAGAGGAAAUGGGUUUAAUCUCCCAGCAUCCCAGUGCCUUUGAGAGAGUGAUGCGCAUGACACCCAUGGCCAUGGAGUCCCAGUCCAUGGAUUUCUCCCGCCGACUUAGAGAGCUUGCUGGAAACAACAACUCCACUCCACCGCUGUCACCGAGCCGUGCCAACCCUAUGCAUCGCCUUCUUAAUCCCAACCCCUUCCAGCCCAGUCCGAAGUCGCCCUUUCUGAGCACCCCUCCACUGCCUCCCAUGCCUCCUAACAGCACCACCCCACCACAGACACAGGGCAAGACAAAAUCCUGUGAGUUCUGCGGCAAGACCUUCAAGUUUCAGAGUAAUCUGGUUGUUCAUCGGCGAAGCCACACGGGCGAGAAACCCUACAAGUGCCAAUUGUGUGACCAUGCCUGUUCUCAGGCUAGCAAACUGAAACGCCACAUGAAGACCCACAUGCACAAGUCUGGCUCCAUGACGGGGCGCUCUGACGAUGGCCUGUCCACCACCAGCUCACCUGAGCCAGGCACUAGUGACGUCACCGGGGAGGGUAUGAAGAACAGGGAUGGCGACUUCAGAGGUGAGGGCAUGGGCCCUGACAAUGAAGAGGAGGAGGAGGAGGAAGAAGAGGAGGAGUUGGAAAAUGAGAGCAGGCCUGAGUCAAACUUCAGUAUGGACUCUGAGUUCAGCCGAAAUAGGGAAAAUGGCACAAAGCCACCCUCGGAUGAGAAGAACCUCUCCUUGGGGAAGAUGGUGGAAAACGUAGGGCUCAGCUCCAUCCAGCAGUACAAUAACUUAAUAGUCGACAAUCGGAAAAGGCUUCCGUUCUCCAAAAGGGUCUCAGAGGGGCAGAGGGACAUGGGUGACGAUGAUUCAGUAGUGGGGGAAAUGGACCAAGUGGAACGGGCUACUGUGAACGGAAGGAACUGUGGCUCAGGCGACUCUUUCUCAGGCCUGUUUCCCCGCAAGCCCACUCCCAUCACCAGUCCUAGCCUUUCCAACUCCUCUAACAAGAGGAUCAAAAUCGAAAAGGAUUUGGACAUACCCCCAGCCCCCCUAAUCCCGUCUGAAAAUGUCUACUCCCAGUGGCUAGUGGGCUAUGCAGCAUCCCGCCACUUCAUCAAAGAUCCCUUUCUUGGCUUCACCGAUUCCAGACAAUCUCCAUUCGCCACCUCCUCGGAGCACUCCUCCGAGAACGGCAGCUUGCGAUUCUCCACGCCGCCAGGGGACCUGCUGGACGGGGGCCUCUCCGGCCGCAGUGGUACCGCUAGUGGAGGCAGCACCCCGCACUUGGGCGGGGGGCCGGGACCGGGCCGGCCCAGCUCGAAAGAGAGCCGGAGGAGUGACACCUGUGAGUUCUGUGGGAAGGUGUUCAAGAACUGUAGCAAUCUGACAGUGCACAGACGCAGCCACACAGGCGAGAGGCCCUACAAGUGUGAGCUUUGCAACUACGCCUGUGCCCAGAGCAGCAAGCUCACCCGCCACAUGAAGACACACGGCCAGCUCGGUAAGGAAGUGUACCGCUGUGACAUUUGCCAAAUGCCCUUCAGCGUCUACAGCACGCUCGAGAAACACAUGAAAAAGUGGCAUGGGGAACAUUUGAUGACAAAUGAGGUCAAAAUUGAACAAGCAGAGAGAAGCUAAGCCAGAUUUCCUAUUUUGCCUCACAAUUCCUUGAUUAUAAAAGGGGUAGCUGGAUACUCUGUUUUUUUUUAGUCUGGGUUUUUUUUUUUUUUUUUUUUUUUGCUUUAUUUUAUUUUAUUAUUUUUUUUCAAGUUAAUGGUUUGAGUUAGUUUGUCCUAAUAAACUGCCAUCUGAGAAUGAUAAAGACAUUAAAGAAGAGGAAAAUGCAAAAAAAGAAAAAAAAGAGGGAAAUUUAAUUUGGAGUCGGUAUAAACCGCCUAUCUAUGAGUGGAUACAUUAGACAAUAUUUUAAUGGAGCCUUUAACUGUGCAAUAAUUUCUGUAUUUAUUGGAUUUUUAAAAAUGUUUUGGCAUGUGCAGGUUCAUUUUUAUUUUAUCUUUUUUUUUUUUAUUCCAUUAUCUUAUGAUUUAUUUCAAAUGCUGAGAUUUUGUUGUUUUUUUUAAACCAAGAGACAUCCUGAGAUUUUUGUUUGUUUUUAGCAAAACAGAGUAUCGUUUGAGAAAUCCAUAGGCCGCUGCUUACGAUGUAGAUUAUUUAAGCUACACUUGUAAUUUCUUGAAGAGAAGCCGCAUUCAAUCUUCAAAUUUCAAAAGCUGAAAUGAGAAAGCUAUGUCUUUCUUUUUGUUUUCCUUUGUUUAUUAUUCAUACUAAAUGAGCGGACAACAAUCCUUAGACCUUGUAGCACGAACUGAUUAAGCAUGUCAAUCUAAUUGGGAAUGUAGCACUGAAUAUCAGUUUUAACAGUAAAUCUAAAGAGGACUGUGGGGCUGAAAACCUCUGUCUACUCGAAAUCAAGAAGAGAAGACUAUAAAAACAGACAAAAGCGAAGGCAGCUGCUUAUCGGUACCUAGUACCGACCCAGACAACGCUAGUCAUAGGAUGGAUUGUGUUAUAGGUCUCAAUAGUGAAUUUUAAUUGCCAGCACCCUUUCCAUAGACACUGCACUUAAUGAAACCCGUUUGAUUUUGCUGAACAGCACAAUAGUGGUAGAAGGAAGACGGCUUUAAAACAACUCAGGGUGAGCUGCAUAGCUACUUCUGCCAAGUCUGCCAUCUGAUCUCAGCCGUCUUCUCUGAUAAAGCAGUCCAGUCCUCUGGUUCAGCUCAUUCACAACCCUCGUCUCAUCUCGUUAUGUCUCCACACUUCAUAUUACACUGCCGAUCACCCCUAAUGUCAUGAAUCAACUCCAUCUUUCACAUAAAAGUGGCUUGUCAUACUACAUUGUUGUUAAGUUAAAGGGACAGACAUUUAGGCCAGAGGAUGAAGCAGUUUUCAUACACUAGGAGGGUGACUUACACACACACACACACACACACAUAAUACGCAGGAAGAGAAAGAGAGAGAAGGGUCUUUACAGUCCAAUUCGGGUUAGUAAACCUAAAAGCACAUUAGUCAAAUGCAAGGCAGCACCACUGUUCUGUUUCCAUUGACUGACAUUUAAAUCUAAACAUUGUUAUUUUGUGUUCAGUUCUGUUGUUUCAUUUUUUGGGUAUAUUAGGGGCUGCGGUCCUAGAGGGAGUCACCACUUUAACCAGAUUAGAUUAGAAUUAAUUCAAUUAUACGUUCAGCAAUGUUGCCAUUCUAUUACAAUGUUUCUUAAAUCACUUGAAACAGCCCUAUGCAUUUUUGUACAUAUAUAUAUUUAUCAAUCAUUUUGAGAAACAAAUUUAUACUGCACAGUAAAUCUGAUUAUAGUUAAAAACGUAUAUGACAUUGACUUAUCUGGUUAAUCUGGUCGUAUCCCGUGUGUCAAAGCCAUCAGCAGGUAUGCAGAUUAGUCAAUUGCACAGUAAAGAGUGUAUGUCAUGACCUGUUGAGCGUGUGCUAAAACAGUAAGACAAUUUUUUUCUUUCUUUCCUCUCAUUCAGGACUUCCUGUGAUGUGUAGUUGAACGCAUUCUCAGAAGUAGCAACACGCUUACAGAAUGCACAGCUGAAUUUUCCCUUUUCUUUUCUCUUCUAUCCAACUGAUUUAUUGCCAGUUAAACAGCCUUCUUUCGACAAGAUGCCCUAACCAGCGCAAACGAUUGAAGCGAGGGAAUAUUGUGGUUUAAAAAGAGCAAAGCAAACUAAUGAAAUAGAAAGAGAGAGAGAAAGAAAAGUAAACAUACACAGCUCUUCGCAGUUGACCCGCACUUUAUUAUUUUGAUUUGCAUAUUUGAAAACAAUGGCGAAAACGGCUUCUGAGCAAGAAAUUAUGUUAAAAAACGGAUUUAUUAGGCCUUGCUAGAGGGAGCAUCUGAGAUUGAAGUGCCAGCGUUGAUAGGCUUGGCUUUCACAAUGCUGGCACUAUAAAAAUGAAAUUAAUUUAUUUGGACAGUUUUUGUACUGCCAUUCAAUUUGACAUGAGUGUGCCUUGAAUACUGAUCUUCCUAUUUAUUGUCUUAUAAGACAAAUGCUACACUUUUGUGAUGCAAAGAAUUGAAAAAAAAAAUAAAAAUUGAGUUCAUGUGGUUUUAAUCUGCUUCUAAAAGAAUAAUGAUAAAAACAGAUACAUAGGUCAUUUAAAGAAGUUGAACUAAAAUGAGAAGUAGCCAGCACAAUACUAACGUGUGUCUAUGUGUGUAUAUAUGUAUGUAUAUGUACAUAUAACUGCACAAAAACACACACAAUAGACAAAUAUAUAUAUAUGUAAAAUUUUUCACUUCAGGACAGGACUGCGUCCCUUGAAAAUAAUGGAUGAUUCUUUUGCUACGAAUAGUCAAAGAAGAGACUGGACAAAAAUCAGGAACUACAGAAACUUUAAAAAAAAAAAAAAAGAAAAAAGAAAAAAAAGAAAAAAGUAAAACGUUUAGUGCACUCUGUCUUAAAAUACGUUUACAGUAUUGAAACAAGUACAAGGGUAAAAUGAUAUUUCUGUGUAUGUGUGUUUUAAACAAACUUUUUUUUUUCCCUUUUUUUUCCAAGUUUGCUUAUAAAGUUUCUCUGAAUGCCAUAGUGGCGUGUGUAUAUUGGUUUUUGGUGAUGGGAUUUUAAGUAUAUAUAUAUAUAUAAAAAUAUAUAUAUAUAUAAAAAAUAUAUAUGACAUUUCUCUUGUUUACUGUAAAAGUAUACCAGUAUUUGUAAUAUUGGAGAAUGCCUGGGCAAUUUACAAAAAAGAAGAAAAAAAAAAGAAAAAAAAAAGGAAAGAAAAGAAAAAAAAUAUUAUUUUUUUUCCAAAUUAUCAUUUCUUUCCGUCUUUUUCAUUUUUUUUUUUUUUUUUUUUUUUUUAAAGAUUCAUUUUACAGUCCAAUUUUAAAUUGUGGGUCUUUAAAAUGUUUUGUCACUGUAACUGUAAAAGUCUUGAGUUUUAGUAACUUUUCUGCCUUGGGUGUAAGAAAACAAAGAUUAAAUUGAUUGAAAGAAAAAUGCAAUGGGGCCAGCGACAUUUACGUAUGGAAAGAUACUGAGGUUCCUGUCAUGUGUAUCUUUCUGGUUUCUUCUUCAGUAAUGAAUUUUCUUAAUGGCUGGAAUGAAAUACAUGUGUAGGCACUAUGAUGUGUUUAUGUGUGUGUGUGUAUAUAUAUAUAUACUGUAUAUGUACACACAUUUGGCAGGAUACAAUUGUGAAAAUUGAAAUUAAAAAUGUACAGAUGAGUUUAAGAGGUUGUCUGACCUUUUACUGUAGCUACAUAUACAACAGUAAAUGUUUUGUUCACUCUUAUCUUGGUUGUAAAUAAUUUUAUAUGCUUGCCCAGACUUUGUUUAGUUUUCUCUCUCUUUCUUGAUCUCCCUUCCCUUCCCCCUCCCACCCUUUUCUUGAUUUUUUAAUUUUUUUUUAAUUUGUGUGUUCUGACUAGCACUGGCAGCAGUCUGUCUUUAUUUAAACAAAGCCCCUUCUGUCCUCUGAUUUGGGGGCGUAAUACCUGAUUUUCGGGGCCUGCAAAGUUCAGGUCUUUUAGCAUGAGAAGAAUAGAGCACAAAUACAAAAUGUUUUACUUGUCCAAAUCAUUAUUGUGUCAUCGUUUUCUGAUCGGGAAGUAAAGAAAAAGGUCUGGAAAGUUUGGAAGGUCUUUCUCUCUCUCUCUCAGUCUCCCUCCCUCUGCACACACACAUACACACAAACACACACACACACACAGGAAACAGGCUCGCUCAUAAUAUGUCUAAAAAUAAUUGACACGGGACUUUCAAACAUGUAGGUAACAGGAUAGCCGAGCCAAACCUUGCUGUAUAUGAUCUUCUCUUCAAUUGUGUGCAAUUCACAUCAAAGCUUUUCGCCUCCAACCAAAGGCUACAAUUAAACUCAUCAAGAGCUACUAAAACUGACCACACUCAUACAGACACGAAUCAAUCAGCCUGACCCACCAUGUAUACUUUCGAACCCUUUCCCAGAAUGUAUUAACCUCUAGUAUCUGCAUCUUAAAAAAAAAAAAAAAAGAUGUGGCACUUUGUGGAGGUCAGAGAGCUCUGUAUGACUGUUUGUCCACUCAUUUAUACAGUACAUUCAUCUCAAACUGACAAUUAUGUUCACUUGUGUUAUACUAGUUGUUUUUGAAAGCUGCCCUUCUGUGUAUAAUUUAGUCUUUUUUUUUUUUUUUCCUCCCGUAUUUCUUCCAAGCAUUAGAAGCUGAUGCCCCUUGUUUGGACUGAGGCAACUUUGGUAUGCAGGUCUUGAAUAAAAAAAAACAAGAUUUUUUA